AUGACCCACGAAGUGGCCCUGCACGCCGGCGUGGCAGUGGUAAACAUGGUCCGCGAUGUUUUCCGGUCAGAUUUCCACAGAACUGGUCCUUCUGCGCAGGUGCUCCGCCUGAUCCAGGUCGCCAUCUCAAAGUUGCGCCAACAUAUCACGGCGGAGCCUGUUGUUAACGACGACGGGGCGAUUAUCGCGGUGUUGUUCUUGGGCCAUAUGGCUAGUGGGUUCGGCGACUUAGAAGCCUUCCGAAUGCAUCGGCGCGGCAUCAAGACCAUGAUAGAGUCCAGAGGCGGGCUGGACGCUCUUGGGUUAGAUGGGAUGUUGAAGUGUUCUGUAUUGCAGUUUGAGUCGUGGUGGACGCAUAUAUAUCGCGACAUCUCCGUGUUCGCGUCCUCCAAACCCUCUUACAACCCGGUAUACCUCGUCGCACCGUACUCCGCGGAGACAUUAUUCCUCCUCUCCAGCCUCCCGCCAGGAUUCCGUCGUCUGGCGAAACAGGGAAAACUCGCCACGGACAUACUUACCGUCCUGUCCAACAUCGCCUCCUAUGAGGACGCCAUCAUCCUCCAAGAAGCGAACAACAACCACCCCGGCGGCGGCGGUGGUUGCGGGCUUGGGAUUACGCGGCAGGGUGAAUUCGUAGCCUCUCUCCUGGAGCGCAAACGCCACGCAGACUUCUGCGACGCCUGCACCUGCCUGCUCGUCCAGGGGCCAAAUUUUGAAAAGUACCUCGUGCUCGCGCUGAUAUGCUAUGUUAGCAUCGCCUUCUCGCCGCCGAGGGAGGCCCGGUGUUAUCUGUCCGCGAGCCACACGGCGUUUCGCACGCCCCGGCUCCUCCUCACGCAAGAACUUCCGGAUUUUCGAGUGAACGAAGAAAACGAUCAGAGAGAGCCGAGCACUGACGAUCCCGACGAGACGGAGGAGGGCGAGAGCGAAAGCGAGACGGGCGGCGCGGAAACAAAAAACUGUCUAGUCUGGAUAUGGCUCGUCCUGAUCGCGAGCUGGCGCGCCACAGCCACCACGGCCACGGCCACAACCACAACGAGAUCCGACGACAGCGGCGACUGUGAAAACGCAAGAAUCCUCGAGCGCGCGUUCCAAGACAGGUUUCCACAAUACUACCGCUGCAGGGGCGACUGGGCGCGCUUGGACCGUGUCUUGGGACGGUUCUUUUGCACGGAGGCGCUGAAGGGUGAGAUGAAGCGGUCGUGGAUGGCGCUUGCAAAAGAGGAAUGA
Cladophialophora psammophila CBS 110553 is the source of this 1230-nucleotide messenger RNA. RefSeq lists its product as uncharacterized. Bases 1 to 1230 code for a protein of 409 amino acids. The record is from RefSeq and is a predicted model, not a curated record. NCBI's taxonomy places the organism in Eukaryota, Fungi, Ascomycota, Eurotiomycetes, Chaetothyriales, Herpotrichiellaceae. The transcript has 3 exons.